This is a messenger RNA of Labeo rohita (rohu), 2510 nucleotides long. Its product is annotated as endoplasmic reticulum-Golgi intermediate compartment protein 2. Gene Ontology annotation, biological process: endoplasmic reticulum to Golgi vesicle-mediated transport; retrograde vesicle-mediated transport, Golgi to endoplasmic reticulum. Gene Ontology annotation, cellular component: COPII-coated ER to Golgi transport vesicle; membrane; endoplasmic reticulum. The coding region runs from base 137 to 1216 and encodes 359 amino acids. The transcript has 15 exons. The record is from RefSeq and is a predicted model, not a curated record. NCBI's taxonomy places the organism in Eukaryota, Metazoa, Chordata, Actinopteri, Cypriniformes, Cyprinidae.
GUAAAUAGAUGCUCCCAUUGGGAAGUGUUCAAAUCUUCGUUUUAAAGGUGUUUAGAAAGAGGGGCAUAAACCACACCAGACUUUCCAGUUGCAUUCCUAUCCAUAUUCUGAAGAACAGAGAUAAAUCCACUGAACAAUGAGGAGGCUGAGCAGAAGAAAUACUCUCAACUUAGUGAAAGAACUAGAUGCCUUUCCUAAAGUUCCAGAGAGCUAUGUUAAAACAUCAGCUUUUGGAGGCACAGUGACACUGAUUGUAUUCAUCCUCAUGGCACUUCUGACCAUCUCAGAGUUUUUUGUAUACCAAGACUCAUGGAUGAAAUAUGAAUACGAAGUAGACACUGAUUUUACCAGUCAACUGAAGAUAAAAAUUGACAUUACAGUUGCAAUGAAAUGCACAAGGGUGGGUGCAGAUGUGUUGGAUCUUUCUGGCUCUGUCAUUGCAUCAAAGGAACUUAAAUAUGAUCCUGUUAGCUUUGAGCCCUCUCCACAGAAAAAAAUGUGGUAUCAGGUUUUACAUCAGAUUCAAGACAGACUGAAUGAAGAGCGUUCACUUCAAGAUGUACUCUUUAAAUCAGCGCUGAAAGGCCACUUUUCUGACCCAGUUCCACAAAAUGAUUAUGCAUCCGAUUCCCAAAGCGCAUGUAGGAUACAUGGACAAAUCUAUGUCAGUAAAGUGGCGGGGAAUUUCCAUAUCACAUUAGGCAAGCCAAUUGAAAACAUCAGAGGUCAUGCCCAUUUUGUUCCAUUAAUCAAAAAUGAAGCUCCUUUUAACUUCUCACAUCGAAUAGAUUAUUUAUCUUUUGGAAACGAUGUUCCUGGACACAUCAAUCCUCUUGAUGGCACAGAAAAAAUUACAUUAGAGCAACAUAUGCUGUUUCAGUAUUUUAUCACAGUUGUGCCCACCAAGCUGCACACAUCAGGUGUUUCAGUGAACAUGCACCAGUUUUCUGUUACAGAACAGGAGCGGGUUGUAAACAAGGAGAAAGGCAGUCAUGGUGUAACUGGGAUCUUUAUUAAAUAUAAACUGAGUCCACUAAUGGUGAGGGUGAGAGAGGAGCGUAUGCCUAUCUUUACGUUUCUUGUGAGACUGUGUGGCAUCAUUGGAGGAAUCUUUUCAACUUCAGGUCUUCUCCACAAAUUGAUUGGGUAUUUAGUUGACAUUAUCUGCUGUCGCAUUAGACUUGGUGCAGAUCAAUCCAAGGAGGAUUCUUCUUGAUUAGGACGGCCUGGAACAUUUACAUGUAUUUAUUUAGCAGAGACAUUUAUCUAAUGGGACAAAUGAGCCUUUAAGCCAACACAAAUUUUGUUUACAACCGCAAUUACAUAUUAUGCCAUUCGCAAUGCUUCAUUUUUGUAUGUAUAUAAAUGUUUUCUAUUUGUCUCAAAUCAAAAUGUAUAAUGUUUUGAUUCACAUCGCAGCUGUUUGCUUUGUUUCAUUAUUUAUAACUGGGUGUUUAUUACCGUAUUUUUUUAAUUCUCGAUUGGAAAACUACUUCCGGAACUGCGCAUGCGUUUAUCCAGUAAAGGCUUUCGACACCUGCAGUCAGAAAAAAUCGGUAACGGGCGAAAUAAUUCGUUGAAGGCUUUUUUUUCACUGCUAAAAAACGUCGAGAGAAAAAAAUAUUUAUUAUAAAUAAGUAAACGUUUUUAAUUAAAAAAUAGUGAUAACGAAAAUAUGAUGAGGGGGGCAAAUACAACUGAAGAUAUCAUUAAUGCACUGACAAUCAUUUUAGAUAAGGAGUAGAAAUAUUUAAACCAAUGUGGUUGAUUUAUUUAAUUUCCCAAUUAUGGAUUUUCAUGAAGGCUGUAGAUAUCUUCACGACUCAAUCAUCAGGUGAAGUCAAAUGCAGCACCGGUGAUAACAUCAACCAUAAUAAUGCUUUCAAAUCUUUUCCAAAUAUAUACAAACGGUAAUGACAGCAUACUGUAAAUAUUUAAUAGUACGACUUACCUCUGCAAAAACUAUGACGAGAAUACAAACAAAUGUGAUGGUAAAAAUCUGGUAAAAAUGCGCAAUACAUUCUCGUUGUGAAUACGCCGUAGCAACGCGUUCUACGUAAAUCGAUAAGUCUAAAAUUAAAAGUCUCAAAAUUAAGAAUUCACAACACUAUUUAUUUAUUUAUUUUUUAAGUGAAUAAUUCAGCAAACUAAUUUAUUAUUAAUAGAAGGCUAAUAUUACAUAAGCUCAUUUCUUUUUUUGUAUAGGAUUGAUGUCAUUACGGGCUGGUCAAAACUUACAGACUAUUAAACAAAUAUUACAGCUUUUUAAAAAAAUUCUAUUUAAAAACUGUCACAUUUAGUAGGCUAUAUUUAAUAUACAAAUUAUAUAAUUAAAAUAAUGUAGUGUGUAUAUAAGUGGCUUUAUUGGCAUUGGCAUGUGCUUAGAUUAUAUUAAAUAUGAUAUAAUGUAUAUAUAUAAUUAUAUAUGUAAUUUUAUUCACAGUCUUUAUACAGAGUUCCUGAUGUUUAGUUUUUAUCGCUGUUUUAGUUCUGUUUAAUUUUAUUUUAGU